UACACGCGCACCCUCCCCCCCUCGUCGCUGUGUCGGUGUUAAUCCGCGUCUGUCAGAGCGGCGUCAUGGCGGAUAUCAAAACGGGAAUCUUUGCUAAAAAUGUGCAGAAGAGACUGAACAGAGCGCAAGAAAAGGUUCUGCAGAAGCUGGGAAAAGCGGACGAGACCAAAGAUGAACAAUUUGAACAAGUUGUCAUCAACUUCAGGAGACAGGAGUGUGAAGGUUCGCGGCUGCAGAGGGAGAUGAAGGCGUACAUGUCUGCCAUCAAAGGGAUGCAACAGGCCUCCAUCAACCUGACCCAGUCUCUCCAUGAGGUCUAUGAACCAGACUGGCAUGGGAAAGAUGAUGUCAUGACCAUCGGGAAGGAUUGUGAUGCAUUGUGGGAAAAUUUCCACAAUAAGCUGGUGGACUCUACACUACUGAAUCUGGAUGAAUACCUGCUACAGUUUCCUGACCUGAAGACCCGUGUGGCUAAAAGAAGUCGAAAGCUCAUCGACUUCGACAGUGCUCGGCAUCAUGUUGAAACGCUGCAGGCAUCUGGAAUGAAAAAUGACCGCAAGAUGAUGAAGGCAGAUGAGGAGCUGAGAAAGGCCCAGAGAGUGUUUGAUGAGCUCAAUGUUGGUCUGCAGGAUGAACUGCCAACUCUUUGGGACAGCCGAGUUGGAUUCUACAUCAGCACGUUCAAAAGCGUGACAAGCCUUGAGGCCAGAUUUCAUCGUGAGAUUUCCCUGGUGUGUAAGCAACUGUAUGAAGUGAUGAUGCAACUUAGUGAACAACACGCUGACAAAAUGUUCACCAUCCAAGGAGCACCAAGUGAUUCUGGACCACUGCGACUCGCUCGGACACCCUCGCCACCGGAAGAAGAGAGUCCUCCUGAGAGUCCAGAAGCCAGUUCCAAUCAUAUGCUUCGACCUGUUUCUCCUGGACCUCCACGGCCCAGAUCUCCAGUACAGAUGAAAAAGGGCCCCCCGGUGCCUCCUCCCCCUAAAGUCACACCUUCCAAGGAGGUGGUGGAGGAGCAGAUCAUUGACCUGUUUGGAGGAGAGUUCUUACCUGCACCGUCACCAUCACAGCCCAAUGAGAGGCCUGGAGAAUCUCUUCUUGAUCUGGACUUUGACGCCUUCCAGCCAGAUGAAAGUGUAUCACCAAUACCGCAGACCGCUGUGCCUUGGGAUACGUGGUCGGCGCAGCCAUCCAAGACGGCUGAAGAAAGCGGAUUUGUUGCGGACUGGUCAGCUGACUUUGGUCCAGCCAAUGGAGAGGCUGCUCCAGGAGUGGAGGACACUGCUGUUCCUGAAGGGGCAGAGAGUGGAGAUCAAGCUGCAGAUACGCAUUGGGCCCAAGAAGACGGUCCACAGCCGGCUGGAGAUAGAACCAUAUCUUCUCCUCCCAUUUCUCCACCACAGGACAGUGAAGCAGCACAGGAUGAGGAUGCUACUGGUCCAUCAUUCUUUGCGGCUUUUGAUCAAAUGAAUGAAGUCAAAGUUGGAUCAACGGAAGGUUCUGAGAUAUCAGCUCCAGCGCCCCCUGCUCUUGAGGAAGAUACAGUAGAAUGUCCUGCCCCUCUGGAGGAAGAGGAACCGACGAAGUCUGCUUCAAAUUUGGAAGAAAAGAAAGAAAGUCCUGUGGAUGAAACUUCGGAAACAAUGCCCAUCCCAUCUGUGGUGAUUGAGCCUGCCUCCAGCAAUGAAGGUGAUGAUGACCGUGACGCUGACAUAAUCUCACCUUCGGCUAUCAGUGACAAUGGCGUGGCAGCUGAUAAACCAUCAAUCAAGCCCACAAGUUCGUCUGCGGGAGUAGCAGAGCUCCCUGAUGACUUUUUGUACAAGGUGGAGACCAUGCACGACUUUGAGGCUGCCAACUGUGAUGAGCUCGACCUGAAGCAAGGUGACGUGGUCUUGGUGGUUCCCACUGCCUCAGUAGAAGACCAGGAAGCUGGCUGGCUGACUGGAUUCAAAGAAAGCGACUGGACGAGGCUCGGAACUGCAGCUCAGAAGGGACUUUUCCCAGAAAACUUCAUACAGCGUUUGGAGUGAGAAGGUUCUUCAAGAUGAUGGGGGAAACUAAGCAAGAAGCAAUCUGGUCAGCAUGUACCAAUGCCUUUUAACUGAAACACUGCUGAACUGUCCCAAGCAUUAACGUUGAUGUGAUUCCCCUCCAUUUAAAGAAAACAAGACACAUAACUGUUUGCUGUCAUUAGUUUUGUUUUUGCAUGUUUCUAUCGAAAAAAUAUUUUCGGAAGGAAUACAAGAAGUACCAUAUGCUGUAUUGUACACCAACUGUUAACACUGUGUUUAGUACUUUUAAUGUAAUUGAUCUAUUUUUUUUCUUGAAGAUUUUGUUACCAUAGAUAUGAUGUGGUUUUUCACAAUGUAUGGGGCUUUGGUCAUAUGUUUUUCUGACAUAAAUAUCUGUGAAUGAACACUGUUACUGUAGUGGGGCAAAAACGUGAACUUUCUUCCAGUAAUUAUUAUUUUUGAAAUGUAAUCAAACAUGUCAACAAUCCUAGUGUAAUUGCAACAUGGGGAAUUACUAUGAUGAUUACUUUAAAUGGAGUAAAAAUAUAUGAGUUCGGGAAAUAAUAGAGAAUUCAGAGAAUAACAAAGUCAAUAUGCAAUAUACAGUAUGUAGUUGGAUAUAGUAUAUGUAUAUAUAUAUAGUUGGUUUGACUCACAUUUAUGUUUGUGACUAGAUGUUGAAGUCAUAUCAUUGUCACCUAUCUGUCACAAUAAAAAUGUUU
This is a messenger RNA of Doryrhamphus excisus (bluestripe pipefish), 2740 nucleotides long. The record is from RefSeq and is a predicted model, not a curated record. Lineage: Eukaryota; Metazoa; Chordata; Actinopteri; Syngnathiformes; Syngnathidae.